AUGGCCAGGGGCGCGGAGCGAGGCCGCGGGGGCUCCGGCUGGGGGCUGCGGGGCGCGCUGGCGGCGGUGGCGCUGCUGUCGGCGCUCAAUGCUGCGGGCACCGUGUUCGCGCUGUGUCAGUGGCGUGGGCUGAGCGCGGCCGUGCGGGCGCUGGAGGCUCAGCGCGGCCGGGAGCAGCGCGAGGACAGCGCGGUGCGCUCCUUCCUGGCUGAGCUGAGUCGCACGCGGCGCAGGACGCCCGCGCCACCCCCGGACCCCGCCAGCGCCGCGCGCAACAAGCGCAGCCACAGCGGGGAGCCCGCGCCACACAUCCGCGCCGAGAGCCACGACAUGCUGAUGAUGAUGACCUACUCCAUGGUGCCGAUCCGAGUGAUGGUGGACCUCUGCAACAGCACCAAGGGCAUCUGCCUUACAGGACCCCCUGGCCCACCAGGAUCUCCAGGAGUCGGUGGGCUUCCGGGACACAACGGAUCAGACGGACAGCCUGGUCCCCAGGGCCCAAAAGGAGAAAAAGGAGCAACUGGAAAACGAGGAAAACUGGGGCUGCCUGGAGCCACAGGAACUCCAGGGGAGAAGGGAGACCCUGGUGAGCUGGGCUUGACUGGAAAUGAGGGCCCAGCAGGGCCAAAGGGUGACAAAGGAGACAAAGGGGAUGUGUCCAAUGAUGUGCUCCCCACAGGUGCUAAAGGCGACCAAGGCCCACCUGGACCCCCUGGACCCCCGGGCCCUCCAGGUCCCCCAGGACCACCUGGAAGCAGAAGAGCUAAAGGCCCUCGGCAGCCAAACAUGUUCAAUGGCCAGUGUGCAGGUGAGACGUGUGCCACACCGAACGAUGGUACGUUGGUUGGAAAGGCUGAUGAGAAGGCCGGGGAUCACCAUUCUCCGCCAGCAGAAUCUGUGAUCGCUUCCAUCGGGAGUCCAACACAAGUACUGAAAGUUAGAGAGACAUUUGGGACGUGGAUAAGAGAGUCUGCAAACAAGAGUGAUGAGAGGAUCUGGGUGACAGAACAUUUCUCAGGCAUCAGGGUGAAGGAAUUCAAAGACCAACCAUCACUGCUAAAUGGCAGUUACGCACUCGUGCAGCUGCCGUAUUAUUUCCAUGGCUGCGGGCAUGCUGUUCACAACAACUCUCUCUACUACCACAAAGGAGGUUCCAACACCAUAGUGAGAUUUGAUUUUGGCAAAGAAACAUCCCAAACUCUGAAGCUUGAAAAUGCCCUGUAUUUUGAUCGAAAAUACCUUUUUGCAAAUUCCAAGACUUACUUCAAUUUAGCUGUGGAUGAAAAGGGCCUUUGGAUUAUCUACGCUUCAAGUGUGGAUGGCUCGAGCAUUCUCGUCGCCCAAUUGGAUGAGAGGACAUUCUCUGUGGGGCAACACAUCAAUACCACAUACCCCAAAACCAAGGCCGGCAAUGCCUUCAUUGCCCGAGGGAUCCUUUAUGUUACAGACACCAAAGACAUGAGGGUAACAUUUGCUUUUGAUUUGUUAGGAGGGAAACAGAUCAAUGCUAACUUUGAUUUAAGAACUUCCCAGUCUGUUCUUGCCAUGUUAUCAUAUAAUAUGAGAGACCAGCAUUUAUAUUCGUGGGAAGAUGGCCAUUUAAUGCUUUAUCCUGUGCGGUUUUUGUCAUCUACAUGAAACCAGUGAAGAGAGGCAUCCUGUUCCCCUCAGUAACUUUCAAAUGUUCUCUGGCAUCAUUUAUAUCCCAACAUAAAUCUUGUCUGUAGGGUAACCAGGUACUUAGCUGUCAUAAUCUCAUGACAUGAGUGUUGAUAUGGUCAGGGAACCCCCUUUAAGUUCAGAUUCCUUAGGGGGAAAUAGCAAAGACGAAGUCAAAAAAAGCUGAGAUGUGGUGAUUUCUCCACAGACUAGCUGGCCAAGUUACCCCUCCCUCGUUAGGCCUUGUUUUCCCGACCGGUAAUAGGCAAGGCCUGGCGAAGAUGAUUGGCAAGAAUUCCUCCACCUGUAGGAAACUCCAUGAUUCUUGCCGUUGCUGCCCUCCCAGCGGUUAUACAUUUGGUUUUGGAUUUCGGUUAUACAUUUGGUUUUGGAUUUCGGGUAUUUAGCCGCGUGCUGAGCAAAUUUACCUCUGAGUUUCUAAGCCUAGUGACUUGAGCGGAGAAUUCCUGAGUACUGACUUGUUUUCAGUGCCUAGGGAAGCCUCUUGGACCCUUUCAGGGUGCGGAGGAACCAGAUUGCUUGUAAUUUAUUACCUUUCUCUGCCUCUGCACCUGCCACCCCAGCACCACAAUGAUCAUUAUCCUCAGCUCCCGCUGGUCCCUCCAGGAUUAGCAAAUAAGCCAGGCACAGGCUACACGCUCGGGUUUGCUAAUAAAACAGAAAUAGGCCCUUCUGGGCUUCCAUCCAUCUCUGAGCAUGCUGAUUUGCAGGUGUGGAUAAACGUUGACUCCUCAGGUCGUCCCGGCUUCCACAGCGAUGCCUCUGCUCUGGGAGAACUAAAUAUUGUGUAAGUAGGCAUGAACCUGGCUAGAGCCGUGGGACGACGCCCUUGGCAGUUCUCCAGAGAGGCCCGGUAUGUGGCUAUUAUCUAGAAUGUGGACGGACUGACUACGGCCCUGAGGCCAAGCGUGCCCACUGCCGGUUUCUGUAAGUUGUGCUGGAAUGCAGUCACAUGCAUUUGCUUAUGUAGACUAGUUUGUGACUACUUCAGCAGAACUGAGUCGUUGCAAAAGAAGUUGAGGAGGGGCCCGCAAAGCCUAAAACACCCGCUGGCCCUUUACAGCAAAAAUUUGCCGAUCCCUGAUCUAGGAUAUAAAGCGAGCCUGUUGGAAGGUUGAUUCACCAGGGGCCGUUUGUUAUAUUUUGUUUCGUUUCACAUUAAGAAGGAAUAAGUUAUACGGUUUGAGUGUUUGGUCGAGGCGAAUGGUGGGAACAGCAUAAAAUGAAGUGGCCCUCCCCAAAAGCAGUUUGUAAACUGUUCUUUCCCUAAUAAUAAUCUCCUUGGGUGCCCUGGGGAAAAAUCCGGCAUAACUUGCACCUGAAUGCCCUUAAGCAUGUAUUUUCUGCCAAAUCCAUUCUUCAAACAUUCUGCAGCCUGGGGUCCAGGCAGGGCUGGUAAGAGGAGAGAGGAAUCUGGGAAGUUACUGGAGUCCCAAGGCCAGGAAAGGGACUUAGGGAUUUUCAACACUUUGUCUUUGUUGAACUCAUGUGUGGGGGAGAGAAGAGCUAUAUGCUCGAGGGUUUUUCCCCUGUGACUUCCAAUUCUCAUUUGGGAGGCCCGGGAGUUGUGGCUUUAUACCAUAUUAAUAAAAGCAUUUUGAAACUUAAGAGCUAUAGAGAUUUGAAUAUUUAAAUCCCCCUAACCCUGAAAACACUUGGGCAGCUACUGGAGAUGUUUGAUAUUGUUGUAUUCUCAAAACAGCCGGUGUUUGAAACUUUUUCUCCACUUUUCUAUUGGAUUGGUUGUGUCAUGUCCGCAUAGCUUUGAAAAAAAAUACUCUGCAGAUUUAUGUUUAAGAUUUAUGUUUAUGCAUCCAAUGAAUACUAGUCUUCUUCAUUUAAAUACAUGUGUCCCCAUGUGGACACAGGGGACCUUAAUAUGAAUACAGCUCCAUAGUAAAAGUGGUAUUGGUAAUAGUAAUAUAUACAAUGCUAAUUGUAUAUAUGGUAGCAACCUAAAAAGGUUAAUGAAUGAGCACAUAUUCUUUUAGAACAAAUUUUUUAGAAACCUCAAUCUUGAUAUCUGAGCUAUCCUGGUUCCCUUAAUUGUGGGGACAGAAUCCUAUACUUAUGGCUAGAAAAGCUCAUUUGGGAUUUUUUUUUUCUAUGACAGAGUAGUAUCAGGACAACAGAGUCUGACCGAGGUAUAAUGGGGAAUGCUAUAAUAUGCUUGAAAGUUUGUCUUUACAGAGGAGAGACUUUAUAAGAUUUGAAAAACUUAGAAAAUUAAGAUUUUACUCAUUCUUGCCAGCAAGCACUACUUUAUUUAAAAAAAAAAAUGGUUUGGGCUCACUGUUAGAACAUAAAAUCUAAUGUUUUGAAACCAAGAUAUCACUUUAGAAGUUCACGCUGUCACUUAUAAUCAAAGUUGUUUUAAAGCAGUUUCCAAAUAUCUGUACUUCUGAUGUCAGAAUCAGAGCUGAUAAUGCUCUAAUUCUUCUUUAAUCUGAAGUAGAUAGCUUUUCCCUGGAAAGUAAAUAACACCAUCCUCCCAACCUCAGCUGUAGGCCAGACCCUAUUUCAAAACAUUUUCUCUCAAACCGAUAAUGUGUCCUGUUUGAAGCUCUGCAGGCAGCCGGAGUCUCUGUGUAUCACUAAGCACAGGUGUUAGGAGAGAGAAACUGUUCUGGGGUGAAAGUUUUAAAAUGAGGUGUUCUGGUCUUCACGCCCCACCCCCCACAGCCCUUUAACCUUCAAGGUUGCAAAGUGAAGGAUCUAAUGAAACCCUAUGAUCCUUGAGAGUCAGGAGUCCUUUUGCAAGUGCAAGAGGACAUGUGGGCCGUGACUAUCUGAAGAAGCACGUGAUGGGACUUCUUAGUUUUCAGCCCACUGCCAUAACCUGGUGGGUGCGCUAUUGGGGGGGAAAAAAAAGGCUGUGGUUUCCAGAUCUGGACCAUUCUGAGCAACAAACAAAUCAUGGUGAAUGGCUCUUCUUUGGUUGUCAUUUAUUUAAUGUUAGUCCAUAAAAUAAUCACUGCUGGAUACAAUCACAUGUUGAAACAAGUGUAUUCUCAUAUUUAUCUCUCAUUAAUUCCCAUAUCACAUCUAAAAGGAAAAGUAACCACCGAAAACAAUCUGUGGAAGAGGGACACUGGUUGGUCCUGGUGAAACUCUUGCAAUUUGCUAACUCCUUCCGAAAACUGAAAGGUCAUGGACUGUGUGUUUUCUAUAGGGAAUCAUGAAAGCAGUGUAAAACCAUAAUGUAAAACUAGUCACUAGAACCAGAAGCAGAUAAAUGCAGUGGAGAUCUGCUACUUUAUUGGCAUAGGCAAAGCCACUUGAAAAGGACAUCACCUCUUGGCCUAAAAAUAAAAAAGGACAGAUUUAAAAAAAAA
Molecule: messenger RNA, 5015 nt
Organism: Neogale vison (American mink)
Lineage: Eukaryota; Metazoa; Chordata; Mammalia; Carnivora; Mustelidae
Gene: GLDN
Product: gliomedin
Exons: 10
Coding region: 1-1638 (545 amino acids)
Biological process (GO): signal transduction
Cellular component (GO): cell surface
Source: RefSeq, a predicted model, not a curated record